Messenger RNA from Pediculus humanus corporis (human body louse), 4014 nucleotides. RefSeq names its product Cingulin, putative. The record is from RefSeq and is a predicted model, not a curated record. Gene Ontology annotation, biological process: regulation of gene expression. Bases 1 to 4014 code for a protein of 1337 amino acids. Gene Ontology annotation, cellular component: super elongation complex; nucleus. Lineage: Eukaryota; Metazoa; Arthropoda; Insecta; Psocodea; Pediculidae. The transcript is spliced from 9 exons.
AUGAAAUUAACAUCUGCCCCCUCUUGCGCAUUUGUUAGUUUUCUCUCAGAACGUCUAAUACAUAUAGACACUCAUGUAUAUUCUACGGUUUAUAAAAUGCCACCAAGCGUUGCAUCUAUAAAGCCUCCGUCUCCGACUCCUGCGAUAAUGUCUCCAAUGGUUCUUUCUUCUUCGUCGUCUUCUUCUGAAUACAGCGAGUCCGAAUCUACGAGCGAGGAAUCAAAUGACGAUAAAAAAUUGGAAUUGCCCUCUUCGAAAAAUGUAGAGACUUCCGUAACGCAAAAUACUUCAGUCGUUGCUCCGGUCGAAGAGGAAACAAAACCCAGGUGGAAUUUGAGUUCGUUUAUAAAGAGAGAACCUAUGUUGAGCGGAACUUCGAGUAGCGUUGGACAUCCUAGUAGCGUCGGUCCUCCGAGUAGCGUCGGUCCUCCUAGUGUGCCUGAACCCAGUCCGGGAUUCGUACGCGGACCGAGGAGUCCGUUAGAAAACCGGACAUCAGCACCAAACGCGAAAAGUUCGGCCAAGCAAAAGAAAACGACGCGUAAAUCGGAUUCGGAGAGCGAAGAAGACCGUAAAAGAUCUAAUCAAAAAAUGAAACUGAGCAGUUGUUCGGAUUCCGAUGAGGGUGUUCGAAAUGGUAAAAUAGAAACCGGAGAGCGGCAAAGGCAAUCCAUGGGAAAAGAUUUGUCGGAAAGUGAUAGCGAUGGGUCCAUUAUGAAAGAACCAAUUAAACCUCCUCCCAGAGUGGCUAGAAGGCAAAAUUCUAGGUCGUCUGUGGCAAGUUGUGCUUCCAGAUCUCCAAGCGGUUCCAGACAAUCAAAGUCUCCAAUGGGAAAAAGAAAGGCUUUGAGGCGAAAUUCUAAAGUUACCAAUGCGAUUUCAAAUAUGUCCGACGAAGACGUCAAAAGGAAAAACGUUUCUUCCGAUGAUGAUGAGUAUCAUUCGCGCGUGGUUAAAGAUGAAACAAUUCUAAAUGAUAAACAUAGAAAAUUUAGACAAAGUUCAUCGACGACCGGUGGUAGGAUACAAAUGAAAUUGCAAGAGGAUUCCGACGAAGAAAAAUCGGAAGGAAAACUUUUCAACGGAAGAAAUAACUUUAAGUGCAAUGAAACGGAAAAACGAGCGAAGGAUUCCGCGCGGAGAUCGCAGAGCAGUAAGAGAAAUGACGAGGAAAUAAAAUCAAAAACGAAGAAUAAAUAUGUCGAUGUGAAGAGAAGGUCGGAUCAAAUGACGAGUAAUGAGUACAUUAAUAAGUCUCAAGUUAAGGUUACCCCCAAAUCUAGGCCGGCAUUGAUUCCAAGUGCUUCUGACAGUGAAAAUCCUAAGAAAGUUAUGAGAAGGAGAAGGAGUAGCGUAUUGCAAAAGAAUCUUCCGGACAGUUCUAGCGACGAAGAAGAUGACGAAGUUAGAAAGCGGCCUCCAAAGCUUCAAAGGACCAAACAGAAGAAAGAGGCGGAUAGAUUGAAAAAGAAAAUCCCGGUUCAUGUGUCUUCGGAUGAAGAUUGGAUGCGGGAUAGGUCAGCGUCUAGCCAAAGAGGAAAAUCAACGGAAAACAAAAGGAAUUGCAUCAGACCAAAGGCUCGAAUGAAGAGCGUUAAAAAUGAAGAUACCAGCAGCGAAAGCGAAAGCUACGGUUCGGUUUUUAGCAGGGAACACCUAAAAAUAAGCAGGGAUCAUGUGGCGCCUAAAAAACGAGAAAUCAGUCCGUUGUCUAGUUCGGAUUCCGAAAAAGAACCAGGAAUACCUUCCAGGCGUGAUUCGAUUUCUUCCAACUGCAGCAAAAAUGAUUUGCGUGCGGGCCAUGGUAAAGGUCCUCCUCCCAAAAUGGAAGAGAGUCCUCCCAAAUUGGACGUCGAGGGUAAUAUAAAAGAUAGGAAGAAGACCGAAACUUUAAUGAAAUUAUUUAGCACGGGUAGUAAAGGUGGUAAAGGUGGCAAAGGAGGAGGAGGUAAAGGGAAGGGCGUUCCAGGCAUAGUCGUCAAAUGCGAACCGGAUAGAACUGAGAGAAGUUUAGACGAUGCGUCGAAAACAUCAAGUCAUUCGAUAUCCUCGCGAUGUCAGCCAGAAAUAACGCCGACUGCUAAGGAAGACGAAGUUAUAUGUUCUAAAAAAAGGUUAACGGUUGAUUCGAAGAAAAUGAAAGACAAAAAAGAAGUUAAAAAAUCGCCUUUAGUAGAAAUCAAAUCGGAAAUGAAAACGGAAAGAAGGGAUAGGAUUUCCGAGAAUCAUAGAAGCAUACCAGAAGUAUCACCGUCGAGGUACAAAAGUGACGGAGUCAUACCUAGUAUAAUGUGCCGCGUUGACCUAGAUAGAAUUUCAAUAGUUUUGAAAAAACGAACUUCCGAAGACAUUAGAACGAAAACGGAAAUGGCGGACACCAGGCAGCAGGGGGAAAUGAAAUUUAGCAGUGAUGAUAUUAAAAGUGAUAAAAGGUACGAUAAGUUGAAGUGCGAAGAAAAAGAUGAUAAACACGUGGUGGUGGUGGUGGAUGUAUUAAAGAGUGAUAAAAAUAGGACGGAAAAAAGUAAAAAGCGGACUUAUUCGACGGAUGAAAUACUAGCGGAGGGAGGAGGAGUAACAAAAUGUGAUAAAGUGAAAAAAUCAAAGGAAGACAUAAAAGUGGUGAAACAAUUAUCGUCAAAGGAAAGUGAGAAAAACAACAAAAGGCACAGAUACGAUAGAGUUCAAUCUCCGAUUUCUAGUGAUACGGAUUUGAAAAAAUUAGAAAAAACGAGUGAUUUGGGUAGCGACGUUGAAAAAACUCCCGACAAGUGCGAUUUAAAUGACGCGGAUAGGAGAAAGCAAAAAUCAUCGGAAAAAAUGAGGCACAAGGGAGAAAGGAAAAGGCGUCCGAGCGUGAGCAGCGUGAGCACGGAAUGCAGUCAAAAAUCCGAAGUGCUUUCAUCGUCAUCCGGACGGCGAAAAGACAAAGAAGGCAUAAAUCACAAGCACAAAAGGAGAAAAUUAGAUGAAUGCGGUGGCAGCACUGAUAAUAUUAUUAUUAAAAAGUCUAGUCCCAGCGAUGUUGUGAUCGGUGAUGUACAUUCAAAGAACGAGAGGUUGUCGUCGACGUGCGUGAACGAAGAUGCCAACGGUCAUUUGGCACCGCCGAAAUCAAAUUCGGAAAAUCAUCAUAUGGAUGGAAAACAAAAUUCGGAUCCGUCACACGGAACUCCUUCCGUCGUCAAUGCCUACGACAGAAAUGAAAAUGGCGAACUUCACUCGGAUUGGUCACCGGGACGAAUGAGAAAAAUAUAUUAUUCCUAUUUCGAAAGAGAAGAAGAAGAAACGGAUAGCAACGACAAGGAUAAAAAUCAAUAUUUGAACGAAGCUAAAAGGUUAAAACACAAAGCAGAUAUAGAAACGGAUAGGACGGCUCAAGGAAUGCAAUAUUUGGAAGCUGUUUUGUAUUUUUUACUAACCGGAAAUGCGAUGGAGCAUGAAAAAGUAACGGAAAAAGCAGCCUUCACCAUGUACAAAGAUACAUUAAGUCUUAUCAAGUACAUUUCGUCAAAGUUCAAAGGUCAGCAAACGAACACUCCUCAAGGAAAUAUUCACAAUAAGCUUGCAGUUCUCAGUUUAAGAUGCCUUUCCUUGCUGUAUUUAAAAUUGUUUAAAAUGAGUAAGCAAGAAGUUAAAGAACAAAGGAAAAUAUUGUUAGACUACGGUACAAAAGUUUCGGCGCAACCGGUGGAAACGAUAUGCGGGGGUCACGGUACUCCAUCACCGAAUAGUCCGACUCCCUCACCUGCCGGAUCCGUCGGUAGCGUGGGUUCUCAAUCUUCCGGAUACAGUAGCGGAGAAUUGAGAGCAGCUCCGCACGUUCCCGUUCCCGUUCAAGUUCACAGUGCUCACAUGAAACAAACGACUCAUUUUGGACUCCUUUUAUCUUGUCACGAUCUCUGGGAUCAAGCCGAUCAAUUGCGUGAAUGCGGGCCUUUAACACUUCACAGUUCCCUCAACGAUUUAGUUCGAUACGUACGAAAAGGAAUUCAAAGGCUUAAAACGUUAUGA